AUGAGAUUCAGCACCGUACUGACCGUUCUAUGCGGCUUUAUCCUUUCGGUACACGCCCAGGAGGCACUUCAAGCUUUGGCGAAGGAGAUGCCCAAAUGUGCCUUGGCAUGCUUCACGCUUGAAGUACCAAAAUCAACAUGUGCUAGGAACCUCACGUCGGCAUGCAUGUGUACAAACACCGCGUUGAAUGCCGCGGUAGGGGCUUGCGCUAUGAAGUCUUGUACCCGGUAUGAGCUGCUCCAGACCAAAAACGUAUCCAGCAAAAGUUGUGGCGUUCCAAUCCGAAAUAACAGCAAAAAGUUCAUUGUCCUCGGUACGGCUGGCGCUAUUGUUGCUAUCGUAGCAUUCAUCCUACGACUGCUUGCCAGUCUAGGCAAGAGAGGAAGGAAGCUAUCGUGGGACGACUUGACGAUGGGCCUAGUCGUUGCGCUUUCGAUCCCACCCGCCGUAUUCAUACCAUAUCUGGUCAAAAAUGGACUUGGCCGAGACAUGUGGACUCUGAAGGACUAUGAGAUCACCAAUACGCUUUACUACUUCUUCUUAGGUGAGAUCUUCUACGUCCUCGCCCUCGCUAUCUCGAAGAUCUCUAUUCUCUUCUUCUACCUCCGUGUCUUCCCGGCCAAAGAGUUUCGUCUCAAGAUAUACGCUGUCAUGGGUGUGUGCGUCGCCUACACGAUCGCCUUCUUCUUCGCAACAACACUCCAGUGCAUACCUGUCAGCAUGGCCUGGAACCAAUGGGAUGGUCUUCAUAAGGGAAGGUGCAACGAUAUUCACCUUCAAGGUUGGGUUGCUGCCGCGAUCAACAUCGUUCUCGACGCAUGGGUCAUGAUCCUUCCUCUCAACAACCUAGCCAGACUUAACAUGAAGCUGAAGCAGAAGCUCAUGGUCAUGUCCAUGUUUAGCGUCGGUAUCAUCGUUGUCUUCACCUCGGCCAUGCGGUUGUACUCGCUAGUGCAUUUUGCGAACUCGAAGAACGUUACCUGGGACUACGUCGAAGCCGGAUAUUGGAGUCUGCUAGAGAUCGACGUUUCUAUAGUGUGCGGAUGUAUGCCUGCAUUGCGGCUACUGGUCUCAAUGACGAUGCCCAAGAUCAGAAUGACCUUCAACUCGAGCCGAGGCGACUCUCAAAUAUCGAAACUUACCAAUAACAAAUCCAACGGAACGGAUACGAACAAGAGCGUCAACAUCUCGAUCAAGCCAAAAUCUGGAGACGAGAGCGACUUCGUCCCACUUGUCGAUCUUGAGUCAAGUAACGAUCGUGCUCUAGCAAAUGAUUCGCACUCAAACUUGGAGCGCAAGGAACAGCCAGGCCAUUCGAUGAAAGAGUCCGUCUCGAACGAGCGGCUUGAUGGCUGGCCGAUGGCCACGGCAACAAUGGGAAAAGAGCACAUCUGA
This is a messenger RNA of Cucurbitaria berberidis CBS 394.84, 1395 nucleotides long. RefSeq lists its product as uncharacterized. Bases 1 to 1395 code for a protein of 464 amino acids. The record is from RefSeq and is a predicted model, not a curated record. The transcript has 4 exons. Lineage: Eukaryota; Fungi; Ascomycota; Dothideomycetes; Pleosporales; Cucurbitariaceae.